Molecule: messenger RNA, 246 nt
Organism: Puccinia triticina
Lineage: Eukaryota; Fungi; Basidiomycota; Pucciniomycetes; Pucciniales; Pucciniaceae
Exons: 1
Coding region: 1-246 (81 amino acids)
Source: RefSeq, a predicted model, not a curated record
AUGGUCCAUCCAGCAAUCGCGAUCACUCUGAUGAUGGUCUCAGUUCUCGUCAUCUGCUGCACCGGUCAGCCCUUGGCAUCAACUCAGCUUACCAGGCGGAACGACCCGACGACGAAUAAAGUCCUCUUAAGACGAAAGAUUAAACCUGUCGACAUCAGCCGUGGCAUCACUGGCGAGGGUAGUGCUACCACUACUGGUACUAAGAGUGAUUACACAACUUUUGUAUCCCGACCCCAAGCCUUCUAA